Molecule: messenger RNA, 2912 nt
Organism: Musca domestica (house fly)
Lineage: Eukaryota; Metazoa; Arthropoda; Insecta; Diptera; Muscidae
Product: choline/ethanolamine kinase
Exons: 7
Coding region: 782-2281 (499 amino acids)
Biological process (GO): CDP-choline pathway; phosphatidylethanolamine biosynthetic process
Cellular component (GO): cytoplasm
Molecular function (GO): ethanolamine kinase activity; choline kinase activity
Source: RefSeq, a predicted model, not a curated record
GUGUAAAAAGGUAUUUUUCUCCAACAUUCUAGAUGACAUGCGCCAAAAAUUGUUAAUGGCAAAUAACUGAAAAUUGAGGAAAUAAAGAGUGGUAGUCCAUACAAAAAGAGGUACCGACAAAACCGGCAAAAUUAAGUUUUUCCUCAAAAACUACAUCUCUCCAAAUACCCCAAGACUCUCUCUCUUUUGAGACUGAGAACAUGUGUUCAAUAAGUUAAUUACAUUGCAAGUGCAUUGUCUGAUUUUGACCUCCUUUUUUCUGUGCGGGUCUUCCCAAUUGCAUUUGCAUGUUGUAUUGUUAAAUAUAUCGCGUGCCAAAGCGGAUCAACUUUGCUGCCUUGGAAACUUGUGCGAAACUUUAUCCACGAAACACCGGCCUACUUAAUAGAGGAUACAAGGUUUGGGAAAGGGAAAUCAAAUCAUUUCCAAUUCAAGUGGUGGGGAAAGCCAACCACACCCGGUCUGUUUUAUUCGGCGCUCAGUGUCUGGCACGAAAUAAUUGUUACAAAAUUCUAUUUCGGGACACGUAAUACUAGCCAUCGAUUUAAGACUUAGUUCACAAAAGUGCCUUGUCGAAAUCAUUUGUCCUCAAACACAGCCACUAAACACAGUUCGUUCCUUAGUUCCAAAGCUUAUUAACAUUAAUAGUGCGUUCACUUAACACUACAACCAUUCGUUAUACAAAUCAAAAAAAAAAAUCAAUAUCCAAAUUAAAAACAAAAUCUGUGAUAUUCCAAAACAUAACAACGUAAAAUAUAAUCAAUAAUUCGCAAAUCGGAAAAUGAAACAACAAAACGUCUCGCGAAAAAUUGGCAAAAAACCAAUAUCUCAUGAAAAGGUGUACCAAUUGUUCGGACCGCAAGCCUCUUUUGAGGAGAUACGUCAAGCUGCAGCCCGCAUAUGUCGUGAUUAUUUAAAUGGCCGUUGGAAGGAAGUACCCACCGAGCAGUUGAUAGUCAAACGUAUUAGCGGAGGACUUUCGAAUUUCUUGUAUUACGUAAGUUUGCCACAAGAUUGCGGUGCUACCACCACCAGCAAUGAAGUCAACGAUUCCGGGGCAUCAACAUCAUUGAUGUCGACAUUGCCACAAUCAGAUAAUGACGAAAAUAGAAAUGAACCAGAUUUCAAUGACCUCCUUUCGGCCGGCGAUUGCAAUGGCAACAAACGUAAACGUUAUGACAGUUCAUCGUCCACAUUGGCCUCAGCUUUUAGACAAAAGGAACCGAAAGAGGUACUUUUACGCAUCUAUGGCCAAUCCCAUGGCGAAGAUGCUUUGGAACAGAUGAUAACAGAGUCGGUGGUCUUCGCGUUACUAAGUGAACGUCAUUUUGGACCACGUUUAUAUGGUAUUUUCCCCGGUGGCCGCCUUGAACAAUACAUUCCUGCCAGAGCAUUAUUAACCUCAGAGUUAGCCAUACCAGACAUAUCAAUGAAAAUUGCUGAAAAAAUGGCUGAAAUUCACACCUUAAAUAUUCCUAUGUCUAAGGAACCCGACUGGCUGUGGAAUUGUAUGGAACGUUGGCAACGCUAUUUACCCGACAUACUUAAACCAAAUUCCAAAUGGCCAGAUCAGGAGGCUGUCAGUUUUAUGCGUGGUAUUGAUUAUGACAAGGAGGUCCUAUGGUUGAAGGGAGUUAUUAAUAUGCAUAAAUUUCCCGUCUUAUUUUGUCACAAUGACAUGCAAGAGGGAAAUAUCCUUAUGAAAACCAUAACAAAUGAUGAAUCAGAUGGCACGGUGGACGUGGCGUUGGAAAAUAUUUCCAUGAGUAGCGAGGAUGCCACUAUAGAGACUGGAUCUAAGAAAGCAUCUGCUGAUUUGGAUUCCUCUGGCGAUUCGGCCAUUGACAAUGCUAAUGGCUGUACCAUACCCGAUUUAAAAAUUAUUGAUUUCGAAUAUUGCGCCUACAAUUAUCGUGGAUUCGAUUUGGCCAAUCAUUUCUUGGAGUGGACCUUCAAUUAUAGCCGUUCUGAUUUUCCAUUUUAUUAUUACCACAGUGAAAAUUAUCCCACAAAAGAGCAAAGAGAUCAAUUUAUAAGAACAUAUCUUAAGAAAUUUAAUGACAAAGAAGACGAAUGGGAACCCACACAGAAGGAGAUCGACGAUGUUGAUGGGGAAGUGACAGUAUUUCGUAUGAUGUCUCAUCUGUUUUGGAGUUUAUGGUCUUUGAUGAAUGUUACAUCAAAUAUUGAGUUUGGGUAUUGGGACUAUGCGGUUUGCAGAAUUAAAGAGUAUCUCCAUCUCAAACAGGCCUAUAUUACGGAUCACAUGAUGACUGUUUAGAAAUGAAACGGACCAUGAGUACUUACCCAAACUUUUUUGGUCAAUUUUAAAAAUUGAACUGAGCGAAUUUCAAGACAGGUUAUAUACAACUAAUUUUAUAAUCUAGGAUUUAUAUAACGAUAAGAUGUACUGUUAACGAAGAUGCAAAACAAUGAGCACCAUCAGCCGUGUUGGGCUGUUUGGUUGCCGUUAGUAAUUAGGCAAGAUGAAAGUGUUCGUUUUGUAAAAUGUUUUAAGACUAUUUCUAAAUAGUGCUGUGAUGGUUUUUUUACUUAAAUAAUUGCGCCGAUUUAUCCUUAUACUGAUAUAUAUUAUAAAAUAGCAGAUUCAAUUUGUAUUUCCUUAAAUAUUGUUCUCAGAUUCCUUUGUUUUUCCUUGAUGCACCCAACGUUAUUGUCAAGUGUCAAACAUUUUGUUAUAUUUGACAUUUAUUAUGUAUUUUUCUUAUCGUUUUUCAUUAUCACUUUGAAUGUUACUUUUCUUGAUCUAUAUACGCGUAUCUUAUACACCACAUUUUUUCUAGAUUAAGUUUCAAUAUUAAAAUAAAUCACCAUAAUAACAGGAAUGUGUGGAGAGUGUUUAACGAACAAAAUCCAUGUGUCCUUUUUAAUAAAUGGUUAAUAAAGAAUAA